This is a messenger RNA of Oryzias latipes (Japanese medaka), 1501 nucleotides long. NCBI's taxonomy places the organism in Eukaryota, Metazoa, Chordata, Actinopteri, Beloniformes, Adrianichthyidae. The record is from RefSeq and is a predicted model, not a curated record.
UCUACAUUGACACAGUCAGUGUCAAUGUAGAAAUCUUUUUUUUUUCAGUUCCUUACUGUACAUCACCUUAAAAGUAAGGGUGCUCCGAUUGAUCGGUCGCCGAUCAUAAUCGGCCGAUUAUAGCUUUGGGAUGUUUGAUCGGCCGUCUCUAUAAAGGCCGAUCCAGAAAAGCCGAUCAGAUGACGCAAAACUCGCGAGACGAUUUUUUUACGCCCUGCUAAAAAUGGCUUCACCGGUCUGGCAAUUCUACGUGGUGUGCGAAAAAGAUAAUACAUUAGCAAUCUGCAACGUGAAAGAGAGAGCGAGACAGUUCAGCAACUCAAGCGCCACUCACUCAGCUGUCAGUAACAGAGACAUUUCAAAGAAAGCAACCCUACAGCAGGGACAGUAAGAAGCAUAAAGAGAUAUCAGACAAAAUAAUGGAAUUCAUUUGCCUAGAUCACCAGCCUCUGUCUGUUGUGGAAGACGAAGGGUUCCAGCGACUCAUGUCCUAUUUAGAUUCACGUUACACUCUGCCAGGGCGUAAAUAUUUCACUGAUGUGUGCCUGCCGCAGUUAUACCAAACCGUGUUUACAUAUGUCGACAGCCUUAUGAAGGACAACAUAACAUCGAUUGGUUUCACUAGUGACAUUUGGAGUGCGAGUGUAUGCCCCAUGUCGAGCCUCACUGCGCAGUUCAUUAAUCAAAACUUCGAACUACAAAAAGUUGUUCUACAUUCUCAAGAGUUUUCAGGGUCACACACCGCAGAGGCUCUUGUUGCUGCAUUCAGCGACAUGUUUCAAGCAUGGGGAAUCCCGAAAGAAAAAGUGCAUGUUAUUCUAAGGGAUAACGCAAAGAACAUGGAAAAGGCCAUGAGGGAUGCCCAUCUACCCAGCCUGCCGUGCAUGGCGCAUUCACUCCAGCUCGCCGUGACCGAGGGAGUCAUGUCACAACGCAGCAUCGCUGAUAUAAUCGCUUCUGGAAGACGCAUCGUCGGUCAUUUCAAACACUCCCCGCUUGCUUACUCACGACUUCAAAGUAUUCAGAAACAACUGGGCCAGCCUAUCAAGAGACUACAGCAAGAUGUACCUACCAGGUGGAACAGUACUGUAUACAUGCUGCAGAGUCUGCUGGAACAGAAACGUGCCCUGUGUGCUUAUGUAGCCGACUAUGACUUACCCUCCAUGUUCACCAGUAGCCAGUGGAAAUUAGCUGAAAAUAUGAUUUCGCUACUCGCCCCAUUUGAAGAGCUCACGCAGCAGAUCAGCUCAUCCACUGCAUCGGCUGCAGAUGUUAUACCAUCCAUCAGAGCUUUAACUCGUCUUCUUGAGAAGACAGCAGAGACUGACCACGGUGUAAAAACUUCAAAAGCCACGUUGUUGGAAGCGGUCCAGAAAAGAUUCCGUGACAUUGAAUGUGAGCGCCUGUAUAGCAUUGCUACAAUCCUCGAUCCGAGGUGAGAAAUCUUAUUUUACACAUUUGUUUGUGUGAGUGUGUGCGCGCGCGCGUCAGAGCGUAUUAA